Messenger RNA from Mixia osmundae IAM 14324, 990 nucleotides. RefSeq lists its product as uncharacterized. Gene Ontology annotation, molecular function: protein binding. The transcript has 4 exons. Gene Ontology annotation, biological process: protein processing. Gene Ontology annotation, cellular component: endoplasmic reticulum; Dsc E3 ubiquitin ligase complex. The record is from RefSeq and is a predicted model, not a curated record. Bases 1 to 990 code for a protein of 329 amino acids. NCBI's taxonomy places the organism in Eukaryota, Fungi, Basidiomycota, Mixiomycetes, Mixiales, Mixiaceae.
AUGCUACCUCUGCAUCACAGUCCGGGUUUCAACAGAAAUCCGUCUUCAUCGGUCAACACAGACAAGGGCAAAGGCAAAGGCAAACAACGAGCUUACGAUGCUGACCCAGCUCAACAAGGCUCGUCCGGCGAAGCGAGCAACCAGCAAGACGUCGGUGGACAAGCGCUCGUGUUCAGUGUUCGCUUCACAGACGGCCUUACCGAAGAUCUCCUUGAUAUCUGCAUCGGCCAACGCGAGACCAUCCGUGAUUUGAAGCGGCGAAUAAGACUGCUGAGACCCACGAUAGCUACCAGACGAUUACGGUUGAUACACAUCGGUCGCGUGCUCACUGAUGGCACACUGCUCGUACCGUGGAUGCUGUCGCUCUUGGCACGCCAGAAGCGCCAAGAGGAGGAGACACAAUCUCGCUUCAUCGACGAUGCACUCGACGUGGUCAAGCAAGUCAGAUCUGCAGCGGCCACCUCACUCGAGGGCAGUAGUGCCCGGUCUGCCGCAGUCGCGCCUGAGGAGAUCAAACCACUCUGGCUGCAUUGUUCCGUCGGCGAAGAAGAGACAGAGAUUGAUGCUGCUGCCUCUACAACUGCCGAUGCGACUAUCACAGCCAACACUGCACAGAUUCAGCCUUUGCAAGGGUUUGACAGACUAAGAGACGCCGGCUUCUCCGAUGAGGACAUCGAUCGGAUACGCAACGACUUCCGAGAGGAGACGGAGGCUCGGGGUGAGCGUUCUCUCGGCGAUGACGAAGAGCAUGCGCGAGCACUCGAAGACCAAUGGAUGGAAGGCCUGACCGGCCAUGACGAAGCCAGUGCAUCUUCGUCUUCUGUCGGCUCCUACUCUACCCUGUUCAAGGGACUGCUCAUUGGCUUCAGCUUCCCCUUCCUGCCGCUCUUCUUCUUCCGAACACAGAUCUUCUCCAAGAAGAUGCAGCAAGCAGUCUUGCUCGGCUGCGCGUUCAACUUUGCAUUUGGCAUCCUACGCAUGCUCGGAUAG